This is a messenger RNA of Gryllus bimaculatus (two-spotted cricket), 324 nucleotides long. The record is from the annotation of a GenBank genome assembly. Lineage: Eukaryota; Metazoa; Arthropoda; Insecta; Orthoptera; Gryllidae.
CGGCGCUGCUUCGCGAUGCUCCGACAUGAACACAUCAGCGCAGCGAUUUCACAACAACUCUCUCAUCGUACCCGUGCAGUGCGUGUUGUCUGGCAGGGCGCGGUAUCGGUUUUCGGGAAAGUGCGUGUUACAAUGGACUCGAAGUGCAUAGAAGCACUUCAGAAAAUGAAGCUUUCUCAUCUUAUCGAUAAGUCUGCUGCACAUGCAGCAUUAAUUUUUGGUCCACAGAAUGAUGUGGAUAAACUUUUUAAAAGUAUUGUGCGUAAUAAAUGCAACAAUUGCAGCCGAUCUAUCGUCUCUACUGGUUCUACUCAUGACAAAUAG